AUGGCUUCAUCAUCGACUGGCGGUGCACCGUCGAUCUCGGCGACGUCGCCUCCCGCCAUUGUCUGCGUGGGCAUGGCAGGCUCGGGCAAGACGACUUUUAUGCAGAGAAUCAAUGCGCACCUUCACUCGAAGAACACGCCGCCCUAUGUCAUCAACCUGGAUCCCGCGGUUCUCAACGUCCCUUUCGACAGCAACAUCGACAUUCGAGAUUCGGUCAACUAUGAAGAAGUCAUGAAGCAGUACAACCUGGGACCCAACGGAGGCAUCUUGACGUCGCUAAACCUCUUCGCCACAAAAGUCGACCAGAUUGUCAACCUACUGGAGAAACGCGCCAAGCCAGAUCCCGAACACCCAGAGCGCAAGCCGAUCGACCGUAUCCUCGUCGACACCCCCGGACAGAUUGAGGCUUUCGUAUGGUCUGCCUCAGGAACUAUUCUUCUUGAAUCUCUCGCAUCAGCCUUCCCUACCGUCAUCGCCUACAUCAUUGAUACCCCGCGAACUGCUUCAACGUCUACAUUCAUGUCCAACAUGCUCUACGCCUGCUCUAUUCUUUACAAGACAAAGCUGCCCAUGAUCUUGGUCUUCAACAAGACUGAUGUCAAGGAUGCUUCAUUCGCAAAGGAAUGGAUGACGGACUUUGAGGCAUUCCAGGAAGCUCUGCGCCGCGACGAGAAUUCUGACACAUUCGGCGGACAAGAAGGUUUCGGAAGCGGUGGCAGCGGCUACAUGGGCAGCUUGCUCAACUCGAUGAGUUUGGUGCUGGAGGAGUUUUAUUCACAUCUCAGCAUGGUGGGAGUCAGCUCAAGGAUGGGAACUGGCAUCGAUGAGUUUUUUGAAGCUGUUGAAGAGAAGAGGAAAGAGUUCUUGGAAGAUUAUCUGCCCGAACUGGAUCGACGACGCGAAGAGAGAGAAGAGCGAAAGAAGAAGACCCGCCAGGAGGAGCUGGACAAGAUGAUGCAGGGCAUGUCCGUGGUUGCCAACGACGCGGCAGAGAAGAAGCCUAUCCAGAUCAACGACGACGACGUGGAUGUCCCCAGCGAUGCCGACUCUGGCGAUGACGACGAAGACGACGAAACGACCAAGGAGGGCUUGCAGGCGAGGUAUGCUGCCGCUAUGGAGGGCAAGGACGAAGGCAUCUUGGGUGACGCAAGUUUCGCCAAGUAUCUACACACGCAGCGGUAA
Messenger RNA from Trichoderma asperellum CBS 433.97, 1182 nucleotides. RefSeq lists its product as uncharacterized. Lineage: Eukaryota; Fungi; Ascomycota; Sordariomycetes; Hypocreales; Hypocreaceae. The record is from RefSeq and is a predicted model, not a curated record. Gene Ontology annotation, molecular function: GTPase activity.